Molecule: messenger RNA, 1180 nt
Organism: Caenorhabditis elegans
Lineage: Eukaryota; Metazoa; Nematoda; Chromadorea; Rhabditida; Rhabditidae
Gene: F35H12.5
Exons: 6
Coding region: 1-1074 (357 amino acids)
Source: RefSeq, marked reviewed
AUGUUUUCUUCACGUCAUAUUUUAUCAAACGUUCGUCCAAUAAUAAAGAAUCUAGACCUGACCAGAGGGUUUUCCGACAGGAAAACAAAAUAUUUUGACUUGAAUGACCUUAUCAAAACUGUAAAUGUUACCUACAAGACUGGAGUAAACCUGGAGGAAACCACAACUGUCGAGUCAAAAUAUGUAGAUGUCACACCUUCAUCAAACACAAAAGGAACCGUAGUGACACUAUCAGGAUCACCUGGUACACAUAACGAUUUUAAGUACAUGAAAUCGUUUUUUGAGCAGAAGAAAAUUCGCUUAAUUUGCACCAACUAUCCCGGGUCGGAAUUUGUAACGGGUGGCUUGCACAAUAGUUAUACAAAUCAAGAUCGAAAUUCGUACAUGAAAAGUUUAAUGGAAACACUGGAGUUGAAAAAUGUAAACCGACUUAUUAUAAUGGGACACUCGAGAGGCGGAGAAAAUGCACUGCAACUUACAAGUAUGUUAUCGAAUGAUGAGAACUGGCCACUGGUUGGGGCAGUGAUGAUCAACUCGCCAGGGUUCGCUCCGCAUAAAGGAAUCAGUAAAAGAAUGGGCACUAUAAACUUCAUUAUAUCUUUGAUCAAACGUCACAACAAAACCAUCAACUCAAUCCUUCAUCCAAUUUUGCAUUAUUUCUACAACAAUCUCAUCGGUUUGCGUGUUUCUCAUGGAAAAGUAGCAGCCGCUGCAAUUCUGCCUAUGCAAACUUUUGCCUUUGACGAGCAAAAACUUUCAAUUGACGAUCUACGUGCAAAACCUGGAAUUCGCGCGUUCUAUGGUUACGGAUCUAAGGAUUUUUUAAUUGAUGAGCAUCAAUCGGAAGAAGUUGCGAUGUACUUUUCUGAAGAAGAUCAUUAUGUAAUUUCCAACAAACAAGACGCGGAAAAAGCUAUUAAAGAAGCCAGGAAAAGCUUUACAACUGGAAAACAAUUUGUCACAGCAAACUUCAAAGAAGAAGGUCACUUUCUGCAGAAGACAUAUCCCGAGUUUAUUGUAGAAGUUGUGGAUUCUAUUUUUGAUGCUGACAAAGAAGUCGAUACCAAAAUUUAGAUGCAUGUGUAAAUUUAGAUCAUAUAGUUUGAUGGAUAGAAUUAUGAAUUUCGAUUGUUACUCUCUGUGUGCCUUGCCAGCAAGUUGAUAAACUGGUACUUUAGAA